Messenger RNA from Etheostoma cragini (Arkansas darter), 2965 nucleotides. RefSeq names its product insulin-like growth factor 2b (gene igf2b). The coding region runs from base 164 to 811 and encodes 215 amino acids. Lineage: Eukaryota; Metazoa; Chordata; Actinopteri; Perciformes; Percidae. Gene Ontology annotation, cellular component: extracellular region. The record is from RefSeq and is a predicted model, not a curated record. The transcript has 4 exons. Gene Ontology annotation, molecular function: growth factor activity; hormone activity.
AAUACUUCUCCCUGAGAACUUUUGCCUGUCGCCUGGUCUUUGGGACAGCCUUCACACAUCAUCUCAUAUAGCCGCACCUAACUGGGAAAUUAACUCACCUGCAACCUCUACAACCAAAUAACCCCCCCCCCCCCCCCAACGUUUUUGACUACUGCCAAUUGACAUGGAGAUCCAGCAAAGACACGGACACCACUCACUUUUCCACACCUGCAGGAGAACGGAGAGCAGCAGAAUGAAGGUCAAGAGGAUGUCUUCGUCCAGUCGCGCGCUGCUAUUUGCACUGUCCCUAGCGCUCUACGCUGUGGAAAUAGCCUCGGCGGAGACGCUGUGUGGGGGAGAGCUGGUGGAUGCGCUGCAGUUCGUCUGUGAAGACAGAGGCUUCUAUUUCAGUAGGCCAACCAGCAGGGGCAACAACCGGCGCAACCAGAACCGUGGGAUCGUAGAGGAGUGUUGUUUCCGUAGCUGUGACCUCAACCUGCUGGAGCAGUACUGUGCCAAACCCGCCAAGUCCGAAAGGGACGUGUCGGCCACCUCUCUGCAGGUCAUACCCGUGAUGCCCGCACUAAAACAGGAAGUUCCAAGGAAGCAGCACGUGACCGUGAAGUAUUCCAAAUACGAUGUGUGGCAGAGGAAAGCGGCCCAGCGGCUCCGAAGGGGUGUCCCCGCCAUCCUGAGGGCCAAAAAGUUUCGGAGGCAGGCGGAGAAAAUCAAAUCCCAGGAGCAGGCAGUCUUCCACAGGCCCCUGAUCAGCCUGCCUAGCAAACUGCCUCCUGUCUUGCUCGCCACGGACAACUAUGUCAGCCACAAAUGAGCCCGCCGCCAGCCCUUUGCACAGACAAGUGUUUGGAGGGAGAGAGAAAAAAAAAAAGACUAGGGGAUUAUAGCUUUGUCUCUGACGUCAUUUCUGUGGCAGUCCUCUUUGACCUCCCCUGCCCUGUCCGAGCCCACCAACCCCGUCCCCCACCCCCACCCCGACCCCCCGCUCUACUUCUUGACCCCCUGGCCCUUUUCUUAUCCCCCCCCCCCCCCUCAGCCCCACCCACCCACCUCCGGGCACACAAACAUGCCUUCACAUUCUUCCUGUCUGAACUCUUUAGCUCCCUCUCUUUUUUCAGUCACCGACACAAAGGCACAAACACAAACAAUGAAGAAAAAGUUAACAAUUCGGCUGAAUGCAAUUCAGGUGGAUCCUUCAGCGAAAGAGAAAAGGGAAGGGAGAAAAGAAGAUGAAAGAGAUCUGUGGUUUGUAAGUGUCAAGAGGACACCCAGCGGAAUGUUUUUUUGUCCUUUUGGAAGACAACUGAAAGUGAAGAGCAGCUUGCAUGAAAUAAUCCAUUCCACAUCAUUUUUCCUGAGGCAAAAAGAAAAUCUCUGUUAGUUCUUUUUCUUAUUAGUUUGCACCUUUACCUAUAAAGGGACUUCCACACUGUAAGGAAUUAUUUUGUAAAAUUAGAUUCCUGUUCCAGCACCUUUUGAUCACAAACAAAAAGCAGAAAAGAGUCUGCAAAAAUUGCACAUUGCCACGGAUUACGUCAAAGUAAAGAAAAAAAUGGCACUAUUUUUUUAUGAACAAUGAACGUGUAGCUUAAAAAAAUGUCAUGGUGCUAGCUUUGGGAAUGGACUCAAAGAAGAGGUUGAAAAGCACGUUUUUUUUUUUUUCUUUGAAUGAAUUUUUAAACUUUCCGUUUUAAGGAAAGUAUGACUUUUGAAAAAAGGAAGAUAAAAGGAUAUGGGGGAGCUCCUGGCAGUGGCAAUGUAAAGGGGGACGUGUCACUGAGAAAAAAAAAUGGGCUGUUUCGGCAUCUGGGCUCACAGCGAGCGCUAGCAGAUGCUCAUCAAUAGCUUGCCAGCAUUAGCGGCAAGGGGGACCUGAGACCCAGUCCCUGUUCUGUCUGUCCCUGCCAGACACAGGGAGCAGUGUGAGGACAAAAAUGGGACACCGUGGACCGCCUGGAUUGAGACAGUACUACAGUUCUGGGACAGUACUUCCUGUUUGCUAUGGCUUCGCAGACUGCUCUGACAGGAAGUAACAUGGCAUGGACAAAGAGCAAGUGGGAUAAUGAUGAUUAUAUUUUAUUUUGUCUUUUUUUUUUCUGUUUUCUUUUCAUAUCAAUGUUUCAAUGAAAAAAAAAAAAGGAAAACCCCGUCAGUUUCUGGUACCGUGACAUUCCUGUUUUUCCAACUUAGGCUUUUCAUUUUUUGUUGUGAUGUUAUUUUACAGUUCUAAUGGCACAACAUUUCAAUUCAAAGGGAAAAAAACAGCAAUAAUGUCAACUAACAUUCUAUUGUUAUUGUAUAUCAGUAGUAUUCACAUGCUUUUGCCUGAAAACAAAUACUUGAAUAUAUAUAUAUAUACAUCUAUAUAUAUAUAGAUAUAUAAUUAGUUUCCAGGGACGUUGUGUUAUUUUCCUUUAGUCUGAGCUGUAUCUUGCGUAAUGAGCCGCCAAGCUUUUUUGUUUGUUUGUUGAAAUACAAAUAAGGGCACUGUAUAAAGGCAUUAUUUAUUUUGUUAUAAAAUAUAUUUGAAAAAUUGGUCCAAAUAAUAUACGUAGCACUGAUGCUCAACUGACGGAUUUAUUUUGUAUGAUCUCUGUUUUCCAAUUGGAGUUGUAAGGCUUUUUGUAGAUGCUUUGUACCAAAAAUAAUGUCUUUUUUUUUUCUUCUUCCUUUUUUCGUUUGCCAUAGUUACUUUAAAUUAAUAUUUUAACAGCAGCAUAGCCUGGAUUGCUUAGGCAUGUUAUGUCACAGAAAUAGGCACAUACUCUGAAUACGUUGGUCUGCAUGGACUUCCAGAAGCCUGUUAGGGGUUAUCUGUGAAGAAGAAAAGCAUCAAUGAGUGACUUUAUUCUUGGAAAAAUAACUGUUCAAUAGUGAUUGUACUCAAACCCACUAUGUUUUGAAGCCACUUUAGUAUUGAUGGCAGGACAAUGAUCAUCCUUCAUUAAACCAUGUCUUUGGAAUUGUG